Molecule: messenger RNA, 1787 nt
Organism: Trifolium pratense (red clover)
Lineage: Eukaryota; Viridiplantae; Streptophyta; Magnoliopsida; Fabales; Fabaceae
Product: protein SAR DEFICIENT 1-like
Exons: 7
Coding region: 90-1553 (487 amino acids)
Biological process (GO): regulation of salicylic acid biosynthetic process
Cellular component (GO): nucleus
Molecular function (GO): calmodulin binding; sequence-specific DNA binding; DNA-binding transcription factor activity
Source: RefSeq, a predicted model, not a curated record
CUCAUUCAUCUCUUUAUAGCUACCUUUUUCUUACACCAACACAUUACAUUGAAGCAAGCUGGUCCUAAUUAAAAUUCACCACCAAAAAAAUGGCUGCAAAACGUUUUUUGGAUGAUUCUAAUCAAGACAAAGACAAACCAAAUGACAAACGGAUUAGAACUACACCAACACCUUCUUUUGCUUCGGUAAUAGGAGAAGUGGUUAAGGUGAAAAACAUGCAAAACCUAUUCUCUGGCUUGGAACCUUUACUUAGAAGAGUGGUUAACGAAGAGGUGGAACGAGCGAUGAGACAAUGUUAUCCACCGCGAUCGAUAACAAAGUCACCUUCAUUGAGACUCAAAGCAGUGGAAGAACCAUUAAGUUUUGAAUUCAUGUUCAAAAAGAAACUUUCACUUCCAAUAUUCACAGGUAGUAAAAUACUAGACAUGGAUGGAAACUCAAUCAAUGUGAUUCUUGUUGACAAAAGCAAUGGCCAAAUUGUCCCUACAAGUUUACCUCAUCCAAUCAAGAUUGAAAUUGUAGUUCUUGAUGGAGAUUUUCCUUCUAGUGAAAAAGAAUCAUCAUGGACUAGUGAAGAAUUCAAUAGUAAUAUCGUGAAAGAGAGAACUGGGAAGAGGCCAUUGCUUACCGGAGAAUCAAAUCUUACUAUGAGAGAUGGAAUUGCACCAGUUGGAGAUAUUGAGUUCACCGAUAAUUCUAGCUGGAUUCGUAGCCGAAAGUUUAGAGUUGCUGUUAGAAUUGCUCCUGGGACUAAUCAAAGUGUCAGAAUUCGUGAAGGCAUGACCGAACCUUUUGUUGUUAAGGAUCAUCGUGGUGAAUUGUACAAGAAACAUCACCCACCAAAUCUAAAUGACGAAGUGUGGCGGCUAGAGAAGAUUGGGAAAGAUGGAGCUUUCCACAAAAAAUUGACCAAAGAAGGAAUUACUACUGUACAAGAGUUUCUCAAGUUAUCAGUUGUUGAUCCUCAAAGACUCAGAAAGAUUUUAGGCAUGGGGAUGUCAGAGAAAAUGUGGGAUGUGACAAUUAGGCAUGCUAAAACUUGUGUAAUGGGAAACAAACUAUAUGUCUACCGUGGGCCUCAAGUUACCAUAUAUCUCAAUGCCAUAUGCCAAAUGGUUAAAGCUGCUUAUAUCAAUGGUCAAACCAUUCCCAACAACAACAUGAAUAGGGGCUACAUAGAAAAAUUGGUGAGAGAAGCAUAUGCUAGAUGGAAUGAUUUGGAGGAAAUUGAUGAAGUUUUGAAUGACAAUGUUGCUUUGUUAACUCAAGGUGGAACAGUGGAACAAUUUCAAAAUAAUAAUAAUCAUCAAGCACCGGGUAUAGCAUAUGAUCAAAAUGACUUUUUUGGUGAUAAAUCUAUGGAGGGUGGCAAUUAUGUAUCAAGUCAUAAUAAUAAUGCACAAAUAGGUAGCAUCCAGUGGUCACCACCAUUUCCCACUUCACCAUUCAUGAAUGCCAUAUCUUAUAGCUUCACAGAUUCACAAUCAGAUGAUGGUGAUAUAACGCCAUCAACUUCAGGACCAGUUGUUGAUGGAGUGUCAAGGUGGCUUUAAUAAAUGAAAAAAUGUAACAAUUGGAGAAUCAAAUUAGUUUGAUAAUUUCAAGGGGCGCAUGAGAUUAUUUAGGGGGCGCGAAAAGUAACUCUCUAUUUAGAGGGCCCAUUUUAAGAUUGUGUAAAAUAUGGGCCUUGUUCCUCUUCUGCAAACCUGCCUUUACUGGGCCAGUGUUGCUAAGUUUAUCAUAAUUUCAUCAAUUAAGAUUUGACAAAAAAAAAUUGCAGCAGCAAA